AUGGAUAAGAAUCUCUACAAAGAUGCCACCCUCCUCUCGCAAAUCAAGGCUUUCGUCCGGGAAGAAGUUGCUCGCCAGCUCUCCCUGAUCUCCAACCCACCGGAGUCAACGGCAACUAAUUUUGACAAGCAAUGCGGACAGAAGGCCGACGUAGGGAUUUGCGGAGCGAAGUUGCCGAGAUGGUGGUUCAACAAGGAGACUGGCAAAUGCGAAGUGUUUUAUUACGGAGGCUGUGGCGGCAACGAGAACAAAUACUGGACCAAGAAGAAGUGCGAAAAAACAUGCUCACCUGUGAAAGCGGCAACUAAUUUUGACAAGCAAUGCGGACAGAAGGCCGACGUCGGGAUUUGCGGAGCUAAGUUGCCGAGAUGGUGGUUCAACAAGGAGACUGGCAAAUGCGAAGUGUUUUAUUACGGAGGCUGUGGCGGCAACGAGAACAAAUACCGGACCAAGAAGAAGUGCGAAAAAACAUGCUCACCUGUGAAAGCCGCAGCAGCAUCCGUGUGCCACAAGCCACCUUACCCUGGUCCCUGCAGUGCCUCUUUGGAGCGCUUCUACUACGAUCCGAACACAAACUCAUGCCGUCCCUUUAUCUACGGUGGCUGCAAGAGCAACGGCAACAACUUCGAGUCGCCCAUAGACUGCUGGGCAUCCUGCCGCUCAAUGAAGUUUGGAGAACCCAUGCCGCGGGUCGCUUAGGCGAGCAGCAACAAGUGAUAAUACUUUCUCCCCGCAGAAUAAAUGGUUAACACACAAGUUUGGUAUCCGAAAGUGUCCCUGGAUUACAUACAACAGAUAGUAUUAGCAUGAAAGUCAUCCCGGGGCCUACAACAUCAAUUAUUAGUCAACAGAACACCAAGCCAAUCUGAGCAUAAGAUGCAAACCGCUCUGACUGAUGAAUACUAAU
Dermacentor albipictus is the source of this 907-nucleotide messenger RNA. The record is from RefSeq and is a predicted model, not a curated record. NCBI's taxonomy places the organism in Eukaryota, Metazoa, Arthropoda, Arachnida, Ixodida, Ixodidae.